This is a messenger RNA of Cynoglossus semilaevis (tongue sole), 5200 nucleotides long. It is a transcript of the gene gab2, whose product is annotated as GRB2-associated binding protein 2. Gene Ontology annotation, biological process: signal transduction. The record is from RefSeq and is a predicted model, not a curated record. Gene Ontology annotation, molecular function: transmembrane receptor protein tyrosine kinase adaptor activity. NCBI's taxonomy places the organism in Eukaryota, Metazoa, Chordata, Actinopteri, Pleuronectiformes, Cynoglossidae. The coding region runs from base 370 to 2406 and encodes 678 amino acids. Gene Ontology annotation, cellular component: cytoplasm. The transcript is spliced from 10 exons.
UUUUCCCCAUCCCGUUCAUCCAGGCACGGCCCAUCCCUCUUUUUCCUCCGUGGGCGUGGUAUGAGUUAGGAAAACAAACUGCAGACAGCCUCUGAUACUUCCUCACCCUGCAUCAGUUGACUUUUCCCCGGGGCACCUUGUCAGCUGGCUGUGCGUAAUUCUCCCAACAGUCUUUUUUACGUGUCUCCUUCUUACUAACGGGCGUCCAGAAAACCGCCCCCGACUCUCACUCCUCCAGUUUCUGUCAGAUGGUGAGGGGACUGUGCAGCAGCCCACGGCACUUCGAGCAGACACAGCUUUAGGAGGCGAAAUGUACUAGUGACACACGGCGGUUAUUGCGGCAGGAAAAGCGGGCUGAUAGCAAGCAGUAUGAGCGGGGGAGAAAUCAUCUGCCAGGGCUGGCUGAGGAAGUCACCGCCGGAGAAGAAGCUGAGGAGAUAUGCAUGGAAGAAGCGGUGGUUCAUACUUCGCAGUGGCCGCAUGAGCGGUGACCCCGACGUUCUCGAGUACUACAAGAAUGACCACUCCAAAAAACCCAUUCGAGUCAUCGACCUUCAUUGCUGCGAGCAGGUGGACGCUGGCCUGACUUUUAAGAGGAAGGAGUUCCAGGACAGCUACGUGUUUGACAUCAAAACCUCUGACAGAAUUUUUUAUCUUGUGGCUGAGACGGAGGAAGAGAUGAACAAGUGGGUCCGAUCCAUCUGCCAGCUGUGUGGGUUCAACCAGUCUGAUGACAACCAUGAUGGCAGAUUGCACCAUAUGCCUCGGUCAGUCGGAGCAGAUGUCAGCAGCUCUACAACACCUCUGCCCGGAGAGCGCAAGUCAUCUGCCCCCAUCCACUCCAGCCAGCCGGUGCUCUUCACCUUUGACGUGCCUGUGCGCCACUCGCACCACGGCUCCUUAUCCAACAGUGCACCACAGGACUACCUCCUUCUCCACCAGUGCAUGAGCAGGAAGACUGAGAGUGCAAGGAGUGCCAGUUUCUCCCAGGCCACACGAAGCAGUCUGUUUAUGGGCAGCGACUCUGCAGUGCAGAAACUCCCUCAUGGCUUUUCCCACUGUCUUAACGGCAUGGGCGCCCAGCUGCAUGGUUUCUCUAGUCUGCCCAAACCCGGAAAACACCAGUUACCAUUCCAUGACGACUCAGCCCAGGAGGCCUGUUACGUCCUUCCGCGGGGAUUCAGCCCAGAGGCGCCGUCAUACAGUGGCAUAGGUGACACUGACCUGGAAAAUGAGGAAGUUUACACUUUCAAAACACCCUGCAACACCCUCGCCACGAUGCACAGCAACGAGCGUGUGACGGACAACUAUGACCUCCCCACACCACCUGGCUCCUUCUACCAGAUCCCACGGACAUUUGACAAGAAUCACAAUUCUUUAACGCCGUCUAGCUCCGAGUCCUCCUGUGCUCCGCCUCCCAGGCCGCCUAAACCUAACCAGGGGUCAGAGGGCAGGUGGGGGAGUCCCAAGUCAGUAGGAAGUCAGAACGGAGAGGUGACGUCCGCUGUGUCAGUUAUCCCACGCAGGAAUACUCUUCCUGCUGUUGAGAACAUCAGGCUACACCGAGGCUCCUCCUUUGAAACUAACAGUCAUCACCGUCCUAUUCAUUUCAACAACUCAGGCCAGUCUGUGGAGUCUGUCAACGACGGAUUCAGCUCCUAUUUGAGAUCCAAAACCCCUCUGACUCGCUCAGACAGCGGCAACUCUGAUGACAACUAUGUUCCCAUGAAUCCCGGCUCCUCACCGCUCAGCGCUGCUCUGGCUGACAGUCCUAAAAAUAUCUAUAUUCCCAUGAGCCCAGGGCCACAUCACUUUGAUUUCCCACAAUUCGCUGCAACAUUACCUGCCCGUAAGGGAAGCAGCGCCUCCAUGUGUCAAAGGCCCGGUCGUCUCAGUGAUGUCACACCGCCUCCUAUCAACCGCAACCUCAAACCUAACAGGAAAUCCAAGCCAACACCACUUGAUUUGAAGAACAAUGGGAUUAUUGACGAGCUGCCAUUCAAGAGUCCAGUCACCAUGUCCUGGAUUCGUCCCAUGGCUGCGGUGAACUCCAUGUCCUCCCAGCACUGUCGACCCAUCUCCACACAAAGCAUCACCAGCACCGACUCUGCAGACAGCGAGGAGAAUUAUGUGGCUAUGCAGAAUCCAUCAUCUACCUCUCCAGCAAUGAGCGGCACCAGCAGCCCAGCGCAGAGAAAGUGUGGCAACGUGGACUACUUAGCACUGGACUUCCAGCCCGGCUCACCCAGCCCACACAGAAAACCGUCCACAUCCUCCGUGGCCUCUGAUGAGAAGGUGGACUAUGUCCAAGUGGACAAGGAGAAGACACAGGCGCUGCAGAGCACCAUGCAGGAAUGGACUGAUGUGCGGCAGUCAACUGAACCGAGCAAGGGGGUCAAGUCCUGACACUGUCCUAUACCAAUUCAAUAACCAAUCAUCACACAGAUAAUCUCCAGUCUGUGAAUACAGGUCAAAACAUUUGGACAAAAAGCCAUAACUAACUCCUAUGCCCUCGAGCAUUACCAUUAAAGUGCACUGUUAACAGAUUAUCAAGCCAUGCAGGUGAAGUGCCGAAGCUCCUCACACCGACUGUUAGAACAGUGCAUUGAAAACACUGUCCAGGUCCAUCACUCUUUCUUAUCAGUCAACCCUUUACCAGUUGAUACCUGUGCAUCGACGCUGCACCACCUGCCUCGUCUGUGACAGAGCAAGUCACUCAUCCAACUGCUGCUGUUUCACACAGUUACUGGGAGAAAACUAUGGCACUAUACUGUAAGAAUGCACUCCCCAAUAUUAGGAAAACCAGGAUGCACUCCAGGCUUCCUCUCUCUUUUCACUUCAAUAUGUCCCUUUGUGCUGAGUCUUGCAGAAGCAGCAAAGAGAUUAAUUUCACUGCGGGCAAUCAUUUCAGCUUCGCAGUGCAUGUCUGCUAAGAGACCGAGGAGGUGGAACAGGGGGAGAGAGAGAGAGAAACAGGGUUCAUGUCAGAAGCUAAAUGUUAACAGUGCACGACUGUGUCACUUAAGGAUGAGCCCAUUAUGUAUUUAACAGCUGUCAGCUGCAUGACAGACAUCUUUAUUUCCCAAGUACAGUAGGUACACUGUCUGUAAAUGUACAGGAUCAAAAACCAGGAAAUGUCUUGUGUGUCUUUUUAAGGUGGAAUGCUAAAUCACUCCAGGUGACAUUCUGUUACAUUUCAUCUUUAAGUCUCAGUAAUCCACUAAAAGGAUCAGGGUGUCUCCCUCUCCACACCAUAAAUAAAAGCUAGAGAAGGAAGUAAAUCACACAAAAUGUUUUUCCAGAAUCCACCGCUCUUUGAUUUCCAUCUCUGGGCUCUGAUAUACCACACACUACACUGCUCCGUCUCUAAGCAGUAAUUGUUUCCUCUGUGUAAAUUAUUAAUAGAACGACAUAUUUGCAGCACGUCUCGUUGACUGUUUGAUGCACUCGUAUGAGGCUAAACAACUGCACUGCAGUAACACAACACUGCUGUUCUUGCAGGCCUGCCUGCCGCAAUGAAGAUUUGCCAGUGAUAAAUAUAGAGCAUCGUAGACCAGAGGAGGAACGAUGCUCCUGUUACUUCCUCAAUGCCUCAGUUAGUGUGGUUUGCCUUAUACUUUGUUGAAGAAAUCUUAUUAUCUGCCAUACUAUUUGACAAAGAGCCAUAUUAAAUAUUUCACUUUUUUUGGAAAUAAUUUUAAGUCCAAAUAUUUCAUUGUGGGCUGGAACCACUAGAAGGUGAAUCUGACCAGUGUGGCCAAGCUAAGUGCUAAAAGCUAUUGUGGAUUUUUUUCUUCUGAACUCGCAGCUUUAUCUUUUUACUGUUUUUUUUUUUUUUUUUUUGUUUUUUUUUACUGCUUUUUAAUCUUUCUGUGCUAUUUCUCUGAACAGGUAAAAGCAGGUUAUCAUCCUAAGAAACUGAUCAGUCCAAAUGAAACGAAGUCCGUUGUUGUAUAUCUGCACCCACUGGCCACUUGGAUUAGGUACUGUAUAUCUUAGUUAUCUUAGUCCCAGUUAGAGACACUUCUGUCUUCAGAAAUGCCUUAAGAUGCUUUGUUGUCCAAAGUAACUCUUGUUAUGGCUGCUCUUCGUUCAGUGCCCCCCUAAGGUUGCACCAAGUUGCAAUGUAACGAGGAAAAACAGGACAGUUAAAAACAGGAGAAAUUAUGAAAAAGAAAUCACAGGAAAAAAAAUGUGUCUAAAGAAACAAGGAAGUGAAUAAAAAAUAAACAGACAACAAAAUUAGGGAAAUAACUCUUCUACAGUUUUGGUGCUAAUUGUGAGCUAAAUGCCCAGUAAAUCAGCAGGUUUUGAAAAUACUUACAGCUGCUCAUCUGACUUUAACAUUAAAACUAUAUAAACCCCCCUUUCCUUCUCAUUCCAUGAAAAUGAUGUGCUCCGGGUUUUUGACCUCGUCCACAUGCCUUAUUGCACUGAGUUUCUGCUGCAUUACAGCAGGUGUACCUAAUGAAUUGGUCAGUGAGCGUGUGUUUGGUUUCUCUUUUUCUAGAACCAAUUGGUUUCGCUCACAUACAUGUGAAGCGGAGGCUGGCGGUUUGAGUUGCACUGGUACAGCCCUUCCCAGAUGAACUGUGAUUUAAGAGAAAAGAGAAGUAAAAGCCUGUCUCCCUGUUAGUCUCUGAAGUGAAGUAUAUGUGUAAUUUAUUGUCUUAGGAAAUAAAAAGAGAGAGAGAGAGAGAGCCACUGUGAGCUGUGUUUGUCUUGUUGUUGUGAAUUGUAGCCUGUAAAACCACACUUUGACAGCGUGACACUGAAAACUCUGCUCAGAUCUACUGUCGGAUUGUCACUGGGUUGACGUACUGUUCUAGUAGACAUCAGACUUUUAACCACUUUUAUUGAUACUACUGUAAACCAUUUGCUGAUUGCUUGUGUUUUAAUUUAUUAAUUUAUUGUGUGUUUUUGGAGUUGAUUAUAGUAAAAAAAAUAAAAGUUAAAAAAAAAACCAUGAAACCGGACAAGGAAACAUUCUCUACUACUAACAAUGAUGUAUGCAAAAUUGUCUUGUUUUUGUGAAGCAAUAUGACCAAUGCCAGUGUGAUGAUGACGAUGUGGUGGUGAUGAUGAUGGUGAAAAUGUGGUACAGUUAACUCGGGAUUCAUGAGAAUACAAGCGUUUGUUAUUCAUGUAUUAUGGUAGUUUUAACUGUGGUCAUCAAAUAAAUCAAGAAGUAAAAGAUGAA